CUCAUACCCCUGGCCCUUACUCUUAAAAAAAAAAAGCAUCGCUUCCGCUCGUCAUCUUGACCUGCUCGUUCCGAUCCUUCCGCGCCUCUGCUGCUGCCCCUCCUUAUAAAUACCACCUCCAUCCGCCUCCAUCACGCUCCUUGCUUCACUUUCAUCUUCACCAACCAACCCACUCUUCUUCCCCCCAUCUAUACCAGGCGUUCGUGCCCCUUCUCUCGCUUUCUUCAACCCGCCCUCUCCACUCUCCCACACUAAACCCCCUCACACAAACAAACAAAAUGGCUCCUUACAAAUCAAGAUCGCCCGCCGCGUCCAUCUUCAAGCACGAUGCCGAGCUGGAUGCCUCCGUCGGCAAGGACGGUAUCGACUACACCCGCGUGAACCUGCUCCGCAACACCUCCGUCGCCAAGCUCUAUGAGGACGCCCUCCGCUACGAGCCCGGCACCUUCAUCUCCUCCGCCGGUGCCCUCGUCACCUCUUCCGGAAAGAAGACCGGUCGCUCGCCCAAGGACAAGCGCAUUGUCGACGAGGAGUCCACGACAGAGGACAUCUGGUGGGGACCCGUGAACACAAAGUUGAGCGAGCACGCCUUCCUAAUCAACCACGAGCGUGCUGUCGACUACCUGAACACCCGUGAGCGCCUCUAUGUCUUUGACGGAUUCGCCGGCUGGGACCCCAAGUACCGACUCAAGAUUCGCGUCGUCUGCGCACGCGCCUACCACUCACUUUUCAUGCACAACAUGUUGAUCCGCCCCACGGAGGAGGAGCUCAAGAACUACGGCGAGCCCGACUUCACCAUCCUCAACGCCGGCGCCUUCCCCGCCAACAGAUACACCACCGGCAUGACCUCAACCACCUCCGUCUCCAUCAACUUCAAGCUCCGCCAGAUGGUCAUUCUCGGAACCGAGUACGCCGGAGAGAUGAAGAAGGGCGUCUUCACCAUCAUGCACUACCUCAUGCCCAAGGCCGGCGUCCUUUCCCUCCACUCCUCCGCUAACCAGGGCCCUGACGGCGACACCUCCCUCUUCUUCGGUCUCUCCGGAACCGGCAAGACCACCCUCUCCGCUGACCCCGCCCGCGCCCUUAUUGGAGAUGAUGAGCAUGUCUGGACCGACACUGGAGUCUUCAACAUCGAGGGAGGCUGCUACGCCAAGUGCAUUGAUCUCUCCGCCGAGAAGGAGCCCGAGAUUUUCGGUGCCAUCCGCUUCGGAUCUGUUCUUGAGAAUGUCGUCUUUGACGAUGACACUCGCCUGGUCGACUACUCUGACAAGUCCCUGACCGAGAACACCCGCUGCGCCUACCCCAUCGAGUACAUCCCCAACGCCCUCCUCCCCUGCAUCGGUAACCACCCCAAGAACAUCAUCAUGUUGACCUGCGAUGCCUUUGGUGUCCUCCCCCCAGUCUCCAAGCUGACCUCGGCCCAGGCCAUGUACCACUUCAUCUCUGGCUACACCGCCAAGAUCGCCGGUACUGAAGAGGGUGUCACCGAGCCCGAGGCCACCUUCUCUGCUUGCUUCGGCCAGCCCUUCCUGGUUCUCCACCCUACCCAGUACGCCACCAUGUUGGCCCAGAAGAUGCAUGACCACACUGCUGAUGCCUGGUUGAUCAACACCGGCUGGAACGGCGGUGUCUAUGGUACCGGCAAGCGUAUUGCCCUCAAGUACUCCCGCGCCAUCAUCGAUGCCAUCCACAGCGGAGAGCUCAAGAACGCCGAAUACGAGACCUACCCCAUCUUUGGUCUCGAGAUCCCCAAGGCCGUCACCGGUGUCCCUGCCGAGGUUCUGAACCCCGCCGUUGCCUGGCAGGGAACCAAGGAGGACUACAACAGCACCGUCACCAAAUUGGCCAACCUCUUCAACGAGAACUUUGCCAAGUAUGCUGACCAGGCCACCGAGGACGUCAUUGCCGUUGGACCCAAGCUUUAAAAAAAAAAAUUAAGGGAUCUUUUUUUUUUUUUUAUUACCUUUUUCUUCAUAAUCCCAACAUUUUGCAUCGAUCGCAUCCAUACUUUUUCCAGCAUGGCUCCCGUAAUUCUAUCCCUUUGUAAUAAUACCGAAAAUAAAUUCAUUUUACAGC
Molecule: messenger RNA, 2076 nt
Organism: Gamsiella multidivaricata
Lineage: Eukaryota; Fungi; Mortierellomycota; Mortierellomycetes; Mortierellales; Mortierellaceae
Product: phosphoenolpyruvate carboxykinase
Exons: 2
Coding region: 279-1925 (548 amino acids)
Biological process (GO): gluconeogenesis
Cellular component (GO): cytosol
Molecular function (GO): ATP binding; phosphoenolpyruvate carboxykinase (ATP) activity
Source: RefSeq, a predicted model, not a curated record